CCGACAACCGUCGCGUUAUCCAUUCUCCUUCUGGCCGCCUCGCUGGAUUCCCUAUUGGCAAAAUCCACACAACACACGCGGGUUUCUGAGACCCUGCCGAGCUUGAAACCCCUGAUCUGUGCUGGAUGCUUUCAGUUCGUACUGACACAUGCAACGUGUAAUCCGCCCAACAUGUCACGACUCGCCAAUACCGGCGUUCAGGGCAUCUCGUCUGGCCGUAGCUCCAGCUCAAGCCUGACCGAGAAAUACAGGAGGAAUGGGAAGCUGCAGUCCUGUGAGCCAUGCCGCAAGAGCAAGCUCAGGUGUGAUCAUGUGGUUCCGGCUUGUGGGCGCUGUGUCAAGCGCCAGCGGACCGACCAAUGCUUCUAUCACCCCAACCCACUCACGCAGCACCCCGGCCGGACUCGAACUCCUCCAAGGGCCAUCCCCACUCCUUCAUCAUCGGCUUCCCAGGCCAGUCCACACGUUGUCGCUCAGUCUAUCGAGUCGAGCUCCUCGUCACCUGGUAUCUCGGAAGAAUGGACAUUGAACGCCACAGCCCCGUUCAACUCCGACACCUCCACUCCCGCCCCUGGCCAUGUUGUGUGCCAACCAUUUCAUAGGGCAGCAUCUGCACCUUUGUUGGAUUAUGAGCGUGCUCCAGAGGUCCGCAAGAACGCAGGCUUCCUCGGCCCGAACUCGUAUUCGAACAUCUUGUCUGAAGGCUUGUGCAUUCUCGAGCCCGUUUCUGCAGACCUGGAUGCCGCCAUUAGCACACAGCAACAAAGAAUCCAUAUCAGCAAUGAAAAGAUAACACAGGGAUGCAAGGUUCUGUCAUUCUUCAGGCGCAGGUCCAUGAUCCACCGCUUUAUCUCCCGGUGGUACGAAGUCUGCCAAGGCACUCAAGGAAUUGUGAUCGAGGCCAUCAUGAAGGAGUGGCUGCUGAAGCUCGUAGUCGACCACGGAGACACACUCGCAAGCCAGGAGCCGGCCAAGAUACGGAAACUCAGCGAGUUGAUAUGGAGAAAUACCCUGACCCCAUUGGUGUUCACCGGGAAAACAACCGCCUUGGAAUGGGCACGUCUAGCCACGGGUCCGGGGCUCCGCUGGGAAACCUUGGGAUUGAUUGCCGCAAACAUAGGCCUCUGUGCCAUUGAGACAUCUGAGUCAGAUCAGCUGUUUGUUGAAGGUGAAGUGACACGCCAAUGCCUUAUAAACACCACGAAGCAGGUCUCCGAGGACUGCCUUGCAUUCUGUCGGUACUGUGAAGUUCUUGACGAUUUGUUUGUCUGGCUCUUGAGCGAGGACUCGGCUCUUGUGGGUGCUGUCAAGGGGGACAGAGAUUACUCGGCCUAUAGGGCGACAGGGGAGGCGCAUAGCGCAGCCAUUGCAAUGGGCCUGCAUCAAGGCAGCAAAGCUGACGACAAGGUGCCGUUCUUCCUGGCCGAGAUGCGCAAGCGUGCCUUCAUGUGCUCCUACUUCCAGGAGAUAAGUAUUGCCUCAUUCCUCGGGCGCCCGCCGCGACUGUCGUAUCGUUACUGUACAAUCGAGCCACCCUUGGAUUUGACAGAGAGGCAACUCAUACAAGCGCGCCCUGAGCUCGAAGCUACGCUCGCGUCCCUCGACAAAGAUGGGUACAACACAGCCGGAAACUUGCAAUAUGCCGGGCUGACUCGUGCUUAUGCGAAUUGUGCUAUGCGCCGCGAGGAUGUGAUUGAUCUUGCCUUGGGCCACUACACACGCGACGAAGUCCUUGCUCGUGCAAAGACAAUACAAGAGAAGCACGAUGCGCACUGGUCGUCGUUGCCAGACUUCCUGGCUAUGCCUUCCAUGGGUCCCUUCGACUUCACCGAUGCCUCGGCCACUAAGCCGCUACAGGCCCUACAUAUCAUCGUCUUGCGUAAUGGCCGGCGCUCGAACGAGCUUUUGCUACAGCGAGUCCUGAUCCGCAAAACGGGAGCGACGCCCGAGAAGCUGAUAGCGACCGCGCUGGACAUCUUCAAGGACGUCCUGCAGAUCACAGUCCGCCACGACAUCGCGACAAUGUUCAAGACCAGCUUCAGCUUCAUCCUCGCGUGCCACGGCCUUCGGAGCGCAGCCAUCGUGGCCAUCGAGCUGCUCAAGCAGGAGAUGCUCCCCCAGUAUCCAGACCGGCCGCUGCUCCCUCGAAGCCAGACCAUUCAGGACCUCGCCAUUUUCGCCUCCCGACUUGGGUCCAUUCAGCCCACGGACGGGUGCUACAGCGUAUGCGAGCAAGGGAAGAGGGUUAUCACCAAGAUCCUGGACAGGAUCCUCAGCCCUGGCCCGCCCCAGAUGGCGCUUCAGAGGACAACCAGCGGUAGCGUCUGCAACCACGCGCAGGAGCAGCAGCUGCAGCCACACCAGCAGACGCAAGGGGUGCUUCCCAUGAUGGAAAUGGAUGGUGCGCCUAUAAACACCUUGGGGUCAUUGAAUGGGAUGGUCAUGGGCCUGCCGGAUAUGAGUUUCUCUAUGGGUAUGAAUGUCGGCUUUGGUGCAGAGCCCCCAAUUAGUAUGGGCCAGGACUCGGACUUUAUGAAAUGGUUGGAUGCGAUGGAAUGGGAGAGGAUGGAUACUUGGGGUAAGUUAUGAUAAAUCUUGUAGGAGCAUGCUUGGUGAAGGUCGGAGUCUCGAUGAUCCGCGCCUGUUCGGAAUACAACAAAUUCCACAAUUCACUUUUCUUUUUUAGCACAUGCUAGAACAAUCAUGAUGAAACCUCUCACAAGCGGUCACUCAUGGCGAGAAGAACUGGAAAUGUAAAUCCA
Diaporthe batatas is the source of this 2762-nucleotide messenger RNA. RefSeq lists its product as uncharacterized. Gene Ontology annotation, biological process: regulation of DNA-templated transcription; DNA-templated transcription. The record is from RefSeq and is a predicted model, not a curated record. NCBI's taxonomy places the organism in Eukaryota, Fungi, Ascomycota, Sordariomycetes, Diaporthales, Diaporthaceae. Gene Ontology annotation, molecular function: DNA binding; zinc ion binding; DNA-binding transcription factor activity, RNA polymerase II-specific. Bases 172 to 2589 code for a protein of 805 amino acids. The transcript is spliced from 7 exons. Gene Ontology annotation, cellular component: nucleus.